AUGGCUUCUCUUUGUGAUUUCUGUGGGAAACAAAGGUCAAUGAUCUACUGCAGAUCAGAUGCGGCAUCAUUGUGCUUAUCAUGCGACCGUAAUGUUCAUUCAGCUAAUGCGCUGUCUCGGCGUCAUACAAGGACCCUUCUUUGUGAUCGUUGUGGUUCACAGCCUGCAUCAGUCAGAUGUCUUGAGGACAGCGCAUCACUUUGCCAAAACUGUGAUUGGAAUGGGCAUGAUGCAGCAUCAGGGGCUUCUGGGCAUACAAGGCAGGCCAUAAUUUGUUACUCAGGGUGCCCAUCAUCAGCAGAGCUUUCGAGAAUCUGGUCAUUUAUUAUGGAUAUCCCGACUGUAGCUGCUGAGCCCAACUGUGAGGAUGGACUAAGCAUGAUGACAAUUGAUGACAGUGAUGUGAUUAACCAUCAUGGUGCUUCAGAUGAUAAAAGACUGUUGGAAAUAGCUAACAGAACACUCAUGAGCGAUCCAGCUUCAGCCGACAAGCUUAAACCUCUGAUAGGCUCUUCUUCCGGAGAUGGGUUUGAUGUUCUGCCUCUAGCCACAGAUCAGCCUGCUGAACCAGUUUCAGUGACGCCUAAGGUACCUUAUGCCAGAGAUGACGAUAAGUUCAAUGAUGGCAUGUAUGAAGACUUAUGUGUGGAUGAUGCUGACCUGACAUUUGAGAACUACGAAGAGCUAUUUGGUACCUCUCACAUUCGAACAGAGGAACUCUUUGAUGACGCUGGAAUUGACAGUUACUUUGAAACGAAGGAAACACCACCUUUUUUCAACGAGCAGCCCAAAACUAUGCAGCUAGAAUGUAGCAAUGUGGUAUCAGCUGAUUGUGGGAUGUCAAACCCAGGGGCAAGGGCUGAUUCCAGCCUUUGUAUUCCUGUUAGGCAGGUCAGAUCUAGUAUAUCCCAUUCCUUAUCUGGUUUUACUGGUGAGAGCAGCGCUGGAGAUCACCAAGACUGUGGGGUGUCACCAAUGCUCCUCAUGGGUGAGCCACCCUGGCAUUCUCCUGGUCCUGAAGGCUCAGUUGCUGGAGGAAGCAGAGAUAGCGCUCUCACACGAUACAAGGAGAAGAAGAAGAGAAGAAAGUUUGACAAGAAGAUCAGAUAUGCCUCUCGCAAGGCUAGGGCAGACGUGAGGAAGAGGGUCAAGGGACGGUUUAUAAAGGCUGGUUGCGUUACAGGCAAGAUCACUGGAGAGCACAACAAUCGCAUGCAUCAGAGCCUGCAAUUGAAAUACGGAAAAAAAGGGUACGCCCAACUGAAUGCGUCGCUUGUAAUACGUGCACCCAUAGACUAUUGGCCUACCUACCGAGUAUUUGGUGAGAUCGGUCGGGCACUGGAGGAGUUGCGAAGCUCCUUGUACAAUGAAAUGCAUAGUUCAGAAGGCGCUAAGCGCCAGCAGCAGCGAUUCUGUGGACCAAGUGUUGCACUGACAUUCAAUUUUGCUGUUGCUGUCGGGAUUAUCAUGGCAAAUAAAAUGGUGAUGGGGAGUGUUGGAUUUAAGUUCCCAAUUGCCCUCUCAUUAAUUCAUUACGCAGUUGCAUUUGUUCUAAUGGCCACCCUUGAGACAUUAUCCUUGUUACCAGUUGCCCCUCCAUCGAAAUCCACUCCUUUCUCAUCUAUAUUUGCUUUGGGUGCUGUAAUGUCCCUGUCCACUGGGCUAGCCAACGUGAGUUUGAAACAUAACAGUGUAGGUUUCUAUCUAAUGGCUAAGAUUGCUGUAACCCCAACAAUUGUUGUAGCAGAAUUCAUGCUUUUCCAGAAGAAAGUUUCCUCUCAAAAGGCUGUCACACUGGCAGUUGUGUCAUUUGGAGUCGCUGUAGCAACUGUUACCGAUUUGGAGUUCAAUUUUUUCGGUGCUUGUGUCGCAUUAGCAUGGAUUGUUCCUAGUGCCGUGAACAAAAUCCUUUGGUCAAGUUUGCAACAAAGUGGAAACUGGACCGCCCUUGCGCUGAUGUGGAAGACUACUCCAACUACGAUAUUUUUCUUAUUGACAUUGAUGCCUUUGCUAGACCCCCCUGGCUUCUUGUUGUUCAAUUGGAACUUCAGAAACAGCUGCGCUAUUAUCAUUUCUGCAUUGUUCGGUUUCCUUCUUCAGUGGUCUGGUGCUUUGGCACUCGGUGCGACGUCGGCUUUGUCUCAUGUUGUUAUGGGCCAAUUCAAAACCAUCGUCGUCGUGCUCUCCGGCUACCUGAUCUUCGGCUCCGACCCUGGGAUCACCAGCGUCUGCGGAGCCGUCGUCGCACUCGGUGGCAUGUCCUUCUACACCUACCUGGGUCUGAAGAAAGACUCGGCGACCAGCGGCAAGAAAGCGCCGUCGAGGCAGAACUCCUUUAUGGGGAGACCUAAGAAGCCAAACCUUCAAGGCUUACGGAUUCCCUAA
Molecule: messenger RNA, 2385 nt
Organism: Miscanthus lutarioriparius
Lineage: Eukaryota; Viridiplantae; Streptophyta; Magnoliopsida; Poales; Poaceae
Source: the annotation of a GenBank genome assembly